This is a messenger RNA of Knipowitschia caucasica, 4545 nucleotides long. The record is from the annotation of a GenBank genome assembly. NCBI's taxonomy places the organism in Eukaryota, Metazoa, Chordata, Actinopteri, Gobiiformes, Gobiidae.
AUGCCGCCCUGUGCCCUGCUCCUCCUGCUGCUGUGUGUCCAGGAGGCAGUGUCCUCUGAGUGCCCCACAGACUGUUCAUGUACAUCACAUGAGUCUGUGUUCUGCGUCACGCGCCGCUCCAGCACUGUUCCUCAUGUGCCCUCCGACACUGAGCAGCUCUACAUUUUCCACAACGGCAUCUCCACCCUGGGCCCUGACGACUUCAAACACCUAGGGCAGCUGCAGAUGUUGGACCUGAGUCAGAACCAAUUGUCCCAUAUUCCCGACAAAGCUUUUGAGAUGCUGGGGAAGCUCAAGAACUUGGACCUGUCCACCAACCAGAUCCGACACAUCUUCAAAGACAGCUUCUCAGGGCUUGUCCAGCUCGAGCGUCUGUACCUCUAUGCAAAUCAGAUCCAGAGCAUCCAGAUGGGAGCCUUUGAAAGUUUACAAAACCUGUUGGAACUUAAACUCCAUGAAAACCUGCUCACGUCUCUCCCUGUGCUGUCCUUCCCACGACUCCUGCUUCUGGACCUCAGUAACAACAACAUUCCAAUGUUAGGACCAUCUGAUCUCCAAAUACCUCACCUGGAAGCUCUUAAGGUCUCCUCUUUGGGGCUAACCUCGUUGGAUGCAAACCUGAUGGCUUCACUGCUUAACUUGCAUUAUUUGGACAUUUCGAUGAACCAGUUUGUGGAGGUUCCUUUGGCCUUAAGGCAGGACAAUCUCAACGGGCUGAUUAGACUAAACCUGGCUGGCAAUCCUCUCAGAGAGUUGAAGUUGGUUGACUUCCACAAACUCCGCGGACUUCAUGAACUGGACCUAAGCGGAUUGAACCUUCAGAGCAUCCCUCAAGGGCUCCUGGACAACUUUCCGCGGUUGGUACAACUCACAGCUGCAGAGAACCCCUUCAACUGCCUCUGUCCAUUGGCCUGGUUUUCUGUGUGGCUCAAGGAAAAGGGGUUGAAUAUUGGGAGGCCUGAGGAGACCAGGUGCCACUUCCCUCUAGUGAAUGCCGGGAAAAUGCUUUCCGAACUAGAAUACAAGGACUUUGGGUGCCUGGAUACAACAACAGCAUUGGCUAGUACAUCUUCUCAAAGCAUGUCAGAUCUAACUACAGACAAACUGCAGACAAACGGAACCUCCAACACCAUAUUUCCGUCUUCUAUGGCCCCAUCUUUGUCCCCUCACAGCACAGAACAGCACUGCCUUUUGCCCUGCCAGAAUGGUGGGAGGUGUCACAUGGAUCAACUGGGUCAAAGGUCCUGCCAGUGUCCGAUGGGUGCUACUGGUCUCAACUGUGAAACCAAAGAAGAAACUCUCAAGCCUUGGACGACAGAUAUACCCAUGGUAGUCUCCAUUAGCUCGCGUCACGUCACUGCCACAUCCAUCCUGUUAGAUCUACACAGCUUUAUCCAGACGCAGCCUCAUAUCCGUGGCAUCAGGCUGACCUACCGCAAUCUGUCCGGGCCUGAUCACCGACCCAUAAUCCUGCGCGUCCCAGCCUCCUACCCUGAAUACACGCUGAGAGGUCUGCGACCCAACUGCACCUACUCUGUGUGUGCCAGUCCACUUGUAGAGAAGGCCCAGCAGCGUUACAAUGGGUCGCUGGAGAUAGUGUCGUGCACAGAGGCACGUACUGCUGGAGCCCCUCUUAACCCUCUGGAACCCCCUCUGAACACGCCAGGACCAAAGUCAGGGAAAAUAGAGCCAGGGCUGACAGCACUGGCCCUGCUUUUUGGAUUAGCAUUACUGCUUGGGACAGUGGUUUGUGUGAGGCAGAAGAUAAAGAGGAGGAGAAGCAAAGCAGAGCCAGAGAUGGAGGGAGUUUCUUCAUGCUCCUCAGAACCUAAUACUCAAGCUGGUCCAGAGGCAGGGGAUACAGCUCCUCACUUACAGUCUGACACUGAUCCUGCAGAUUCACAACAGAUCCAUGCCCUUCCAGAACUGUCUUGUGAGAACCAGAGCGAGGGACACCCAUGGGGACACCCCGUUGUGCUCGCUGUGGGGGUCAUGGACUAUGGCCUCAGGGUCCGGCAAAGCGGCUUCUCUACUGACUCUGCCGUGGAUCUCUGCCAUGGAUGCGGGCCUGUUUGCUUCUUGAACCUGAUUGGAGGAGUCGGCUCCGCUCUACUGCUUCAGCAGCUUUGGUUGCACUGGCUCGACUUCAGCUGUCAAAAGUCAUACGCUACGCUAACCAAGAUGCAGUUUCUGGGCCGGCUGCUGGACACUGUGUCCUCUGUGUCCACGAUGUUCACCAACCCGUACAGGGUGAAGGAUGUGCCCCUGGCAGACUACAGUGGGACGGGACGGCUUCAGCUCAAACAGGAGGGCCGCCUGGUCCUGUACAAGAACAGCAGCAGCCAAUCAUGGGACUGUAUACUGCAGUGUCCGGACAUGGCCACAGUUGCACUCAGGUUGUUCCAGGUGUCUAGUGAGCAGGAGGCUGUCUCCUGCUUCUCUCAAUACUGUCUGAAGCUCCGUCCCUUCUAUGAGACUGUGACGCUGAAGGCCGAGAACACGCAGCUUAUUGUUGACUGCAUCCGGAGCCACCCCGACUGGAGCACAGCACACAUCGCUGUGGAGACUGGUCAGAGGGAGUGUCUCAAACACAACUACGUCCAGAGUGAGAUAAACUCCCAGGACAGGUGUGGACGCACCCCGCUGCACCUGGCGUGUGCGCGAGAGGAUGCAGGCUGUGUGCGCGAACUGCUGGAGGAGAGCCAGGCCCGGACAGACCUCAAAGACCACAGCGGGGACACCGCCAUGCACUACGCAGCCAAGCAAGACUCUCCUGGAGUCAUUCAGGCGCUCUGCUCUCAGCUGUGCCCAGGGGUGAACGAGCUGAACUCUAACGGAGAGUCUCCACUGCAUGUGGCCUGUCGCCUGGGCAGGCUGCAAGCUGUCAAAGGCUUGUUGGAGGGAGGGGCCCGGUGUGACAUCAUCGGAGGCUCUGGAUACCCCAUUCACACUGCAAUGAAGUAUAGUGAGAAAGAGUGUGUGAUGGAGAUCCUGAAGGCAGAUGCGGGCCAGUUGCAGGCGGAAGACCCAGUGUACGGAGGGAUCCCGAUCCACUGGUCUAAGAACGCAGAGCUGUGCCGUUUGCUGUUGGAGAAUGGAAGCUCUGUGAACUACCUGAGUAAAACCGGGGAAAGCCCACUGCACAUCCUGACAAAGAAAGGGCGAUUUGAGGCCUCCAUGGUGCUGCUUACCCACGGGGCCAACCCAAACAUCAAGGGCCAGAAUGGAGACACAGCCCUGCACCUGGCCAUGAAGAUGGACCAUAUGGAGCUGAUCAAAGCUCUGAUUGUGUUUGGAGCUGAUGUGGAGAUACACAAUGACCUGGGAGAGACACCAGGGCUUAUCGCUGCACGCUCCAGCAAAGGUGCCAACCGAAAGAUCUUGCUGGACAUGCUGUGUAAUGUAGGGGUGCAGAGGUGCCACCCCCCUGCACAAGCUCCGCCCCCCUCCAAGCCUCCGUCGGCCAUCGGGUUUGAGACCAUGUUUCAGGAGAAGCGCACUGGUAAUCACAACCUGCAUCGAGUGGACACGGGCAAAGCCGGCAAAAGAAAGCUCGAGCGGCUGCUAUCUCUGGAUGGAGGUGGGAUCAAGGGCCUGGUGUUGAUCCAGAUACUCAUCGCUUUGGAGAAGGAGACGGGACGCCCCACCCGGGAACUCUUCGAUUGGGUGGCUGGUACCAGUACUGGGGGCAUCUUAGCCCUGGCCAUAAUACAUGGGAAGUCCAUGGAGUAUCUCCGCUGCCUGUACUUUAGAAUGAAAGAGCAGGUCUUUAAGGGGUCGCGACCAUAUGAGUCUACACCGCUGGAGGACUUCCUCAAGAAAGAGUUUGGAGAAGAAACAAAGAUGACAGAUGUCAAGUUCCCCAGAGUGAUGGUGACCAGUGUUCUCGCGGACAGACAUCCAGGAGAGCUGCACAUGUUCCGGAACUACGAUCCACCGUCUGUACCCAAAGAAUCUCCAUACGCCACGACUGCCUCCUUCAAACCCCUGACGGUCCCACAGGAACAACUCGUAUGGAGAGCGGCCCGGUCCAGUGGUGCGGCUCCCACCUACUUUCGGCCAAUGGGGCGCUUUCUGGAUGGAGGGCUACUGGCCAAUAAUCCUACACUGGAUGCGCUGGUCGAAAUUCAUCAGUACAACAAGUCUCUGAAGGUGGCUGGGGAGGGUGACGAGGUCAAGAAGGUGGGCCUGGUUGUGUCCCUUGGCACAGGCAAGCCUCCACAGGUGAGUGUGAGCUCUGUGGAUGUCUUCAGACCAUCCAACCCUUUGGAACUGGCAAAGAGCAUCGUGGGAGCCAAGGAGCUAGGCAAAAUGCUGGUUGACUGUUGCACGGAUUCAGACGGCUGCGCGGUGGACAGGGCCAGAGCCUGGUGUGAGAUGACCGACACACUAUAUAACAGGUUGAGUCCCCAGCUGUCCCAGGAGGUGAUGCUGGACGAGGUGGGGGACGGGGUGCUGGUGGACAUGCUCUGGGACACACAGAUGUACCUCUAUGAGAAACGCGACGUCCUGCAAGCCCUGGCCAUGGAGCUGCUCGGCCACUGA